AACUACGUCCUCAGCCGCGGCGGCACGCGGCUGAUUCGUAAGAUCCUAAUCGCGAACAACGGCCUCGGCGCGGUGAAAGCGAUCCGCUCCCUGCGGCUGUGGGAGUACGAGACGUUCCGAACGCACGACAUCUUGCACAUCGUGUGCAUGGCCACGGAGGACGACCUGAAAGCCAACGCGGAGUACAUCCGUCUCGCGGACGAGUUCGUCACCGUCGAGAGCGGAUCCAACCGCAACAACUACGCGAACGUGGAUCUGAUCGUGAAGGUCGCGCGGCGAUGCGAAGCGGACGCGGUGUGGCCCGGGUGGGGCCACGCGAGCGAGAACCCGAAGCUGCCCGCGGCGCUGGCGUACCACGACAUCGCGUUUUUGGGGCCCAGCGCGGAGAGCAUGGACGCGGUGGGCGAUAAGAUUUGCGCCAACCUUCUCGCGCAGUCGUGCGACGUCAACGUGAUCCCUUGGAGCGGGUCCGGGCUGACGGUGCCGGACAUCACGAUCCCGGAGGAUAUUUUGCUCGAGGCGACGCUCGCGACGGUGGAGGAAGCGGAGGCGAGCGCGAUGAAGAUCGGUUUCCCGCUCAUGGUGAAGGCGUCGGAGGGCGGCGGCGGGAAGGGCAUCCGCAUGGUGUCCAACAUGGACGAGCUCAGGACCGGGUUCGUGCAAGUCCAGGCCGAGGUCCCGGGGUCGCCGAUCUUCAUCCAGCAGCUCUCCACGAACUCGCGUCAUCUCGAGGUCCAGGUCGUCGCGGAUAAGCACGGGAACGCGAUCUCGCUGUACGGCCGCGACUGCAGCGUGCAGCGACGGCACCAGAAGAUCAUCGAGGAAGGCCCCGUCACCGUCGCGCCGCGCGAGACGUGCGAAGAGCUCGAAAGCGGCGCCGUGAGGCUCGCGAAGAAGGUCAAGUACAGCGGCGUCGGGACCGUGGAGUACCUGUACAACAUCACCACGGGCGUGUAUUCGUUCUUGGAGGUGAACCCGCGCCUCCAGGUGGAGCACCCGGUGACGGAGACCAUCACGGGCGUCAACCUUCCGGCGACGCAGCUCCAAAUCGCGAUGGGCAUCCCUCUGAACAAGAUGCCGCACGUGCGACGGUUCUACGGCGAGAAAGACGUCAUGGGCGUCUCCGCGAUCGACUUCGACACCGCGCGGCAGAACCCGCCGAUGGGUCACUGCAUCGCGGGAAGGGUCACCGCAGAGGACCCCGACGUCGGGUUCAAGCCGACGUCGGGCGCGAUUCACGCGUUGCACUUCCGCUCGCUCCCGGGUGUGACUGGCAACUUCAGCGUCGGCCUCACCGGCGGCGUGCACCAGUUCGCGGACUCGCAGUUCGGGCACAUCUUCGCGCAUAAGCCGACGCGCGACGAGGCGACGACGUUGCUCGUGCAGGCGCUCUCGGAGCUGUCCAUCCGAGGCGAGAUUCACACCAACGUCAAGUACCUCGGCGCGUUGCUCGAGAAGGACGACUUCCGCGGCGACGCGCACACGACGGCGUGGCUCGACGGCCUCAUCGCCGCCGCGGAUAAGCCGAAGGAGAUGCUGCACGAUCAUCUCGUCGUCGUGUGCGGCGCGGUCAUGCGCGCGACGAGCCGGCAUCAGGAGCUCGAGCAGCGGGUCAUCGACGCGCUGACGCGCGGCGUGCCCCCGGAGGCGUGGAUGACGAACCUCAGCGAGCACGCGUUCGAGCUGAUUUACGAGGACGUCAAGUACAACCUGAAGGUCACGAUGGGAUCGCACACGCUGUUUUACAUCGAGGUGAACGACCAGACAGUGUGCGAGGCUGAGGUUUUGGUCCUUCAAGACGGCGGGCUGAAGGUUUUGCUCGGCGGGAAGGCGCACACGGUGAACUACGAGAAAACCAAGGUGGGGUUGAAGAUUCACGUGGACGGGCAUCCGUGCUUCUUCCCGGACGACUUCGACCCGACGAAGAUGUGCGCCCCGGGGACGGGGAAGCUGCUUCGGUACCUCGUCCCAGACGGCGGCCGCGCCGUCGAGGGCGUCGCGUACUGCGAGAUCGAAGUCAUGAAGACGGUCAUGCCGCUCAUGGCGACGAGCACCGGCGUCGUCGCCCACAAGGUGCAGCCCGGGUCGGCGUUGGAGACGGGCGACGAGCUCUGCGCCGUCGCGGUCGAGGACCCGAGCGCGGUGAAAGUGUCCCAGCCGUUCAGCGGCGAGUUCACGGUCAUCCCCGGUCGAAAGCUCACCGGCGCGCUCGGGGACGACAGCGCGCUCGUGCGCUUCAACGUCAACGCGACGGGCGUCGUGCAGCUCCUCGCCGGGUACGAUUUCAACAAGACGAAAGACCCGGUCACGCCGCUGCUCGAAGUGCUCGGCACGAUGAAGCUCGCGGUGGACGACUUCUCCGAGACGAAGCAAGCGGUGUCGUCGCGCGCGUCAAAAGCGGCGCUGGACGAGCUCGCCGCGAUCGAGAACCUGAUGCGCGCGGCGGUCGGGUCGAAAGACGACGACGGCCGCCGCGCGAGUUUGGACGAGUGCACCGACGUCGUCUCCGUCGCCGUCGCGCGCGUCAAGGCGCUCAUCGACGAGCACGGCCCGGACUUUCUCCCGCUGCGCGCGUUCGUGGACCAGUUCGAAGGCGGUCUGCACAUGAACCGCGUCAGAGUGUUGACGCGGUAUCUCGAGACGUACCUCGACGCGGAGGAGCCGUUCGCGUGCAGCGCGUCGUUCGAAGACGCGGUGAUGUUGCUCCGGUCGAGGUACAAGGGCGACGCCGCGGCUGUGGUGCAGUACGCGCACGCGCACUCGCGGCUCGCGCGUCGCAGCGGGCUGGUGCUCAAAAUUUUGGACGAAGUCAGCGCGCACGACAUGACGGACAUCGCGCCGUGCCACGACGCGGUCAGGAGGCUGAUGAAGCUCGAGUCCGCGUCGCACGCCGGGUACAAGGAGGUGUCCUACCGCGCCAGGGAGAUCAUCGUUCGGAAGCAAGACGAGUCGCGGAAAUCGCGACGCGAGCGCAUGAAAGCGAUCGAACUCAGCGCGUCGAAGAUGAACCUCGCGGCGGGUCACAACAGGGACGACUCCCUGAGUGAUUUCGGGCUCGCGAGCGCGGGGUCGCUGUACGGCGGCAGCGAGGGCGACCUCGCGAACAUGUCGGACGUGUCGUCGCAAGACGGCGGCGCGAACACGCCGGUGCGAAAUGACGCCGCCGCGAACGACGGUCGCCCGAAGCGCCGCAGCGUCGGGACGCUGUUCCUCGACGGCACGAACACGCUCGCGCGGUUCAACAGCUACGCGGACCUCGCGGAGGAGGGCCAGAAGAUGAAAGCGUACGACGUCGGCGCCGAAGCCGGGAUGGACGGCGGCGACGCGUUCACGUGGAACACGCUGUUCGAGGCGCCGUCGGAGACGGAAAAAUUCGCCGCGAUCGAAACGCUGUUCAACGCGUCUGGGAUCGACCUCUCGACGAUCCCAGACGCGGGCCCGAAGACGUUCGACGCGGAGCCCGGCGUGACGUGCGUGCGCCUGAGGAACGGCCGGAACAUGGUGCUCUUCGCGCCGUCGUUGGGGCACGCCGUCGCCGCGCUCCCGGAGGCGUCCGCGGAAAAACCCGAGGAGCUCUCGUUCGUGAUCGCGUACCCGCGUCUGCACGGCAGGGAGGAGCGGGAAUUUAAGGAGAUGUCCGUCGCGAGAGGGUUCUGGCCGCACGUCGCCGCGCAGAUGGAGGUGGAGCGGUUGUGCAACUUUCAGGUGGAGUGCGUCGGGAUGUUGUCGUCGCGGACGCACGGGCGCGCGCGCGCGGCGAAUUUCGUCAACGCGUCCGAGUACGUCAUCGGCCGAACGCCGAGCGGCUCGUUCGACAUCGACCUCUCCUCUCUCGGCGCGAACGCGUCCUCCGUCCACGACGACUCCAUCCUCGCGGACGUGUUGGGGUCGUUAGAGCUCGCGGUCGGGCAGCACGGCACGGCGUGGAACCACGUCUACAUCAACAUGGUCGGCACCACGCUCGAGGACUUGCCGCGCGUGGAGGCGGCCAUCGCGUCGUUCAUAAACACGACGUUCGAAGACUUGCGACGGCUGAAGGUGUCGUGCGUGGAGGUGCGCGUCGGCGGCGCCGCGGACGUCGUCGCGCUGAACACGUCCGGGCUCAAGUUCAAGAUGACGUCGACGACGCACGGGGACCCGAGCAGCGCGUCCGUCUCCAUUCCGCCGCGGAUGAAGGAGUACCCUCUGCUGGACAAGAUUCAGCGCAAGCGCAUGAUUUGCCAAAACCUCAACAGCACGUACGCGUACGACUUCCCGGAGAUUUUCGCCAACGUGCUCGCGGAGCGCGCGAACCAAGGCCUCGGCAGGGUCGUCGAGCUCGUCCUCGACGCCCCCGGCGGGCUCGCGCACGGCGGUCCCGCCGGCACCUUGAUCGAGGUCGAGCGCGCGCCCGGGAUGAACGACGUCGGCAUGGUGUGCUGGCGCGUCCGACUGCUCACCGCGGAGUACCCGGAGGGCCGAGAGAUCAUCCUCGUCGCGAACGACAUAACGCACAUGUCCGGGUCGUUAUCCCCGAAAGAAGACGCGGUGUACCGCGCCGCGUUCGAAUUAUCCGUCACAGAAGGGCUUCCGUGCGUGUACAUCAGCGCGAACAGCGGCGCGAGGAUCGGUCUCGACGAAGCCGUCAAGGCGGCGUUUCGCGUCGCGUGGCACGACCCGCACAAGCCGUCGCGCGGGUUCAAGUACCUCUACCUCAGCGAGGACGACUACGAGAUGCUCGGCACCGGCGGCCGCGUCCUCUGCGACCGCGUCGUGGACGAGACCACCGGAGAGGUGCGUUUUGCGCUCACGGACGUGUGCGGCGGCCAGGGCGUGGAGUGUUUACAGGGCUCGGGCGAGAUCGCGUCGGCGACGUCCAGGGCGUACAAAGGCGCGUUCUAUACACUGGUCCCCAUACGACCGCCCACCGUGACGAUGGCGUACGUCACCGGUCGCUCCGUCGGCAUCGGCGCGUACUGCAGCCGUCUGUGCCAGCGCGUGAUUCAGCACGCGGAGGCGCCGCUGAUUCUCACGGGCGCGAGCGCGCUGAACAAGGUGCUCGGGAGGGAGGUGUACGCGUCCAACGCGCAGAUCGGCGGCCCGAGAGUGAUGGGCGCCAACGGCGUGUCGCACCUCGUCGUGACGGACGACGUCCGCGGCGUCUCGUCGAUUCUUCGGUGGUUAUCCUACGUCCCGAAGCGCAAGGGCGCGCCGCUGCCGUUCCUGUCUCCCGCCGCCGCGAUUGCGAGCUCCGACGGCGGGUUCGACACGAUCCAUCGGUCGAUCGGGUUCGUCCCCGGCGCGACGCCGCAUGACCCGCGCGAGAUGCUGCAUCACUUUUUCGACCGCGGGUCGUUCAUGGAGGUGAUGACGGAUUGGGGGCGGUCCGUGGUCACCGGCCGCGCGCGCCUCGGCGGGCUCGCCGUCGGCGCCGUCGCGGUCGAGACGCGCGCGAGCACGAAGACCGUCCCCGCGGACCCCGCGUUCGAGGGCGCGCAGAUCGCGGAGGAGACGCAAGCCGGGCAAGUGUGGUUCCCGGAUUCCGCGUUUAAGACGGCGCAGGCCAUCGGCGACAUGAACCGCGAGGGCUUGCCUCUGAUCAUCUUCGCCAACUGGCGCGGCUUCGCGGGCGGCCUGCGCGACAUGUACGGCGAGAUCCUAAAGUACGGCGCGUACAUCGUCGACGCGCUUCGCGAGUACGACCAGCCGAUCUUUGUGUACAUCCCGCACGGCGGCGAGCUGAGAGGCGGCGCGUGGGUGGUGAUCGACUCGUCCAUCAACCCGGAGAAGAUGGAGUUUUACGCCAGCGACGAGAGCAAGGGCGGCGUCCUCGAGCCCGAGGGCGUCGUGGAUAUCAAAUUCCGCAGAGAGGAUCUCGUGAAGGCGAUGCGGCGGACGUGCCCGGCGAUGCAGGACGGCUCGAAAUUCCACGGCGAGGACGGGAAGACCGCGGAGAAGAAGCUCGAGAAGGAGCUCAUGCCGACGUUUAAGCAGCUCGCGACGCACUUCGCGGCGUUGCACGACACCCCCGGGGUGAUGCUUCACAAGCGAGCCAUCCGCGAGAUCGUGCCGUGGUCGCAGGCGAGGACGUUCUUCGCGAGCCGGCUGCGCAUGCGCGUCGCGGAGGAGCGCGUGAAGGCGCUCGUGCGCGGGAAGGUGCCGGACGUGAGCGCCCAACAGAUGGCGACGCAUCUGUCCACGGUGGCGGCGACGCUGGAAGAGAUCGCCGCCGCGGAGGACGACGGCGUCGCGCCGGAGGAGAGGGAGGAGGUCAGGGCGAUGAUCGACGCGUUGACGAGGUGA
Molecule: messenger RNA, 6282 nt
Organism: Micromonas pusilla CCMP1545
Lineage: Eukaryota; Viridiplantae; Chlorophyta; Mamiellophyceae; Mamiellales; Mamiellaceae
Product: acetyl-coa carboxylase
Exons: 4
Biological process (GO): fatty acid biosynthetic process
Molecular function (GO): acetyl-CoA carboxylase activity; ATP binding; metal ion binding
Source: RefSeq, a predicted model, not a curated record